This is a messenger RNA of Aspergillus mulundensis, 759 nucleotides long. RefSeq names its product DUF3455 domain-containing protein. NCBI's taxonomy places the organism in Eukaryota, Fungi, Ascomycota, Eurotiomycetes, Eurotiales, Aspergillaceae. The record is from RefSeq and is a predicted model, not a curated record. The coding region runs from base 1 to 759 and encodes 252 amino acids. The transcript is spliced from 2 exons.
AUGAACUGGGCAACAUUCACCCUAGUCUCCCUCCUCUCCAUCACCACCGUCAACGCAUUACCCUUCUCUUCAGCCGCUACCUCAUCAUUCUACACAUCAAUAGUCUCAAACUUCCUCCAAAACACCCAGCUCACCGGCUGCCCAAUCACCGACACAACCACCCUGGCCUCAUCAACGCUCACCGCGCCAUCAAAAGGCCUAUCCGCAAAAGCCAUCACCCUCGGCCGCGGAACCCAAAACUACACCUGCGCCUCAAGCUCGAACCUCGCGACUCCAAAAGCAACAGGCGCAACAGCUACCCUCUUCGACGCCUCCUGCGUUGCAGCCUUCGAUGCCAGAUACGGCGCUUCCACCGGCAGCCAAUCGAUUCUGCAUCUCCUCCCGGACGUCCUCAAGCCCGUGCCCCUCAGCACCACGGACCUGUCGGCGAUUAUUUUACAACGCCUGAGCAAGCAGGACCUUGUGGUCGGGAAGCAUUAUUUCACGGCUGAUGGGACGCCCUUCUUUGACUUGCGCGGCGCCGGAAGGGAUAAUUCGGAUUGGAUCGCUGCUCGGAAGGCGGAUCAGAUGGAUGCGCCGUCGAAGCCUGGGUUUGGCAUCACCGGGGAUGUGGCGUGGUUGAAGUUGACUGCGGUUGAGGGGGGUUAUCGCGAGGUAUACCGCGUCCACACAGCCGGCGGAUCGGCACCUGCGACGUGCGAAGGCAUGCCCGCGGAGUUUACGGUAGACUAUACGGCAGAGUACUGGUUCUAUGGGUGA